AUGAACGAGCUUUCGAAUUUGUCGAGAAUGGAUGAAGACACUGUGCAGAAGAAAAUCGUGGAUAUUGUUGAGUAUCACGCGAAAUUCAAAGGGUGAGUCUUUUUGUUUAAAUAGUAAUACAUAAGGAGAAUAAAUCAUUUCCUUUUAUGCAGUUUGCUUUUCAAUAUACAGGGCGCACCAAUAUCUAUUGUCGUUUCAAAUGUUUCCGAUAUUAUUAAUGUUUUGACAAAAAAUGUCGCAUCUCUAACGUCAACUUUUCGAAUUUCACAUCAUGGUAGGCAACAAACAAUUGCAAAUAUAUUGUUAAAAACAUAUUAUGACACAAUUCGUAAUAGCUAUUUUUGUAAUUUGUUAAUGACCAUAUUUCAGGAAUGUGUAGUGAUAACGUACACUUUACUGGAAGUAACGACUAUGAUCGACACGUUCACAAAUUGCUACCUUGAUCAACUUCUUAUCGAUGAGGGUAACGGUGUUAAAAAGAUAUCUAAUGCGAUAUAUUGGUAUCAGCUGCCUGUGAAAAAGGCACGCAGUUUGACAAUGAUUAUUAUUAUUAUUACAUGGAAUCAUGCAAUGAAAGUCACAGCUGCAAAUAUAAUACAUUUGUCUCCAAUUACGUUCACUGAUGUGAAGAAAAAGAAAAUGCCUCGAGUAAGAAACGCGGAGGAAGACCUGAGACACUCCAUGAGAUUGUUGUAUCCCCUUUUAAAAAUAGUCGGCGCCUGGCCAGAUCCUGUCGCAACCCCCGUAUCCUCGAUUAUGCUCAAAUGGUGUAUGAUAUUGAUCUCGUAUUUCUUACAACUACUGUUACUGAUCCCGAGCUUCAUAUACAUAUUCGGCAAGGAAACGAACAGCAGGAAGCAAGUGAAACUACUGAUGCCUCACAUUAAUGGUUUGAGCCAGCUGAUCAAAUACACCAUACUGUUGCGCCGAUUGAAAGAAUUCCGAGAAACGAUGAAGGACAUAAGGGACGACUGGCUGAGCGCCACGGAUGAGAAUCGGCAAAUUUUCCGCGAGAACGCCAAAGUUGGAUACAAGGUAGUACUGGGAAUAGCAAUCAUUACGUACACCGGCGGUCUGUGUAAUCGUACGAUCAUGCCGCUCUCGAAGGGAAGAAUUGUUUUACCGAAUAACACUACUAUAAGGUUGUUGUCCAGUCAGAGUUACUUCAUAUUCUUCGACGCGCAGCGCACACCCAACUACGAGAUAAUCUUCACUCUGCAAGUUCUUGGUGGAUUCAUCAUCUACACGAUUCUAUGCGGCACCAUGGGUGUCUCUUCCUUACUCUGCAUGCAUAUGUGCAGUCUGUUGAGGAUCCUAGCGAACAUGAUGUCCGAGCUCUCGGAACAGCCCGACGUGAGCGAGAACGCCGUUCAAAAGAAGAUCGCGAGUAUCGUCGAAUAUCGGACGAAGAUCAAAAAAUUUUUAAACAACGUCGAACAGAUUACUCCCUACAUAUGUUGCUUCGAGAUUAUCAACGACACGUUGAUCACUUGCGCGAUCGGAUACUGCAUUAUCAUGGAAUGGGAAAGCAGCAACACCGCUGCUUUAAUUGUUUACAUCUCGUUACAAAUAAGUACUAUAUUUAUUAAUUUCACCAUGUGUUAUAUUGGUCAACUUCUUAUCAACGAAUCGAACGUCCGCCACUUUGAACUGGUACCGAUUUUCCUCGAGAAAGGCGCGAUGCCUGAUACCCGUGAUCAUUAUAUCGAAUUAUCGAAUAAAAAUCACCGCUGCCAAGAUUGUAGAGGUAUCUUUGGCCACAUUCACCGAUGUGAGUAUAAAGUAAUUCGAAUUUCGAAUCUACCGAUCUUCGAACGUCCUGCAAAACGAUUAUUUCAGAUCAUGAAGGCGUCAAUGGGCUACUUGAAUAGAAUGUCGCCGGCAAAGAACGCGGAAGAUGAUCUGAAGGAUUCCCUGAGCGUUUUGCAUUCUAUGUUGAAAAUAACCGGUGCCUGGCCAAAUCCUACCGAAUCCUUCUUGCCCUCGGUAAUCCUAAGUACCUGUAUUAUCUUUACAUCUUAUUUCAUGCAACUGCUGACGCUAAUCCCGGGCGUACUGUAUGCAUUUGUGAUAGAGAAGAAUGGCAGAAGGCAGGUGAAAUUGCUUACGCCUCAUAUCAACAAUUUGUGCCAGCUGAUCAAAUACACCAUACUGUUGCGCCGGAUGAAGGAAUUCAGAGGAGCAAUGGACGAGAUAAAGAGCAGUUGGUUGAACGCAACUGAAGAAAAUCGACGAAUCCUUCGUACGAACGCGAAGAUCGGACGAAAGGUGAUAAUAGGAGUAGCAGUCACCAUGUUCAGUGGCGGUUUGUCUUAUCGAAUAUUCACUCCAUUUCUGAGAGGGAAACUCGUCCUGCCAAACAACACCACCAUAAGAAUGCUAGCCUGUCCAAGUUACUUUAUAUUCUUCGACGAACAGCUUACACCGAACUACGAAAUAAUUUAUGCUCUGCAAAUUAUCGGCGGAUUUUUCACCUAUUCGGCUCAGUGCGCCACUAUGGGAGCCUAUGCGAUGCUUUGCUUGCACAUGUGUAGCCUAAUGCGCACUCUGACCAACAAGAUGAACGAGCUGUCCGAUCAACCUGACAUGAGCGAGAGUGCCGUGCAAGAAAAGAUCGCGGACAUCGUUGAGCAUCGAACGAAGAUCAAACGAUUUCUGACAAAUAUCAAUCGAAUAAUCCCGAACAUAUGUUUCUUCGAGAUGAUCAACGACACGUUAAUUGUUUGUUCAAUCGGAUACUGCAUUAUCAUGGUAACGUCUCGUGAAAAAUUCAAACAACGUGAUAAUCGUGUUCAUAACGAAUGGCAAGAUAGCAAUGGCGUCGCUAUAGUAAUUUACCUUGUAAUACAAGCAAGUUGCACGUUGAGUAACUUCGCGAUGUGUUAUAUCGGUCAACUUCUAAUCGACGAAUCCGAAACAGUUAGACGAACGUGCGCAACACUGAAGUGGUAUCGAUUCCCCGUGAAGAAAGCACGUUACCUCGUACUGGUGAUUACUAUAUCAAAUUAUCGGAUAAAAAUCACCGCUGCCAAGAUUGUAGAGGUAUCAUUGGCUACCUUCACCGAUGUAAGUAUAAAGCAAUUCGAAUUUCGUAUCUUCGGAUAUUCUGCGAAAAUGAUUUUUCCAGAUUAUGAAGACAUCGAUGGGCUACUUAAACGUAAAAUGUCCCUGACAAAGAACGCGGAAGAUGAUCUGAGGGAUUCCCUGGGAUUUUUGUAUUCUAUGUUGAAAAUAAUCGGUGCCUGGCCAAAUCCUACCGAAUCCUCCUUGCCCUCGUUGCUGACACUGAUCCCGGGCGUUCUGUACGCGUUUGUGAUAGAGAAAAAUAGCAGAAGGCAAGUGAAACUGCUCACGCCUCAAAUCAACAAUUUGUCCCAGCUGAUCAAAUACACCAUACUGUUGCGUCGAAUGAAGGAAUUCAAAGGAAUAAUGGACGAGAUAAGGAACAGUUGGUUGAACGCAACUGAAGAAAAUCGACGAAUCCUUCGUGCGAACGCGAAGAUCGGACGAAAGGUGAUAACAGGAAUAGCAGUCAUUAUGUUCAGCGGCGGUCUGUCUAAUCGAACGAUCACACCACUUGUGAAAGGGAGAAUUGUCCUGCCAAACAACACCACCAUAAGAAUAUUAUCCUGUCCAGGUUAUUUCGUAUUCUUCGACGAACAGCUUACGCCGAAUUACGAAAUAAUCUAUGUUCUGCAAAUUUUCGGCGGUAUCUGUACCUAUACGACAUUGUGCGCCACUAUGGGAGUUUGCGCGAUGCUUUGUUUGCAUAUAUGCAGCCUGCUGAGGAUCUUGACGAACAAGAUGAAAGAGCUUUCCGAUCAGCUUGACAUAAGCGAGAGUGCCGUGCAAGAAAAGAUCGCGGACAUCGUUGAACAUCGUACGAAGAUCAAACGAUUUUCGACAAACAUCGAUCGAAUAAUCCCGAGCAUGUAUUUCUUCGAGAUGAUUAACGACACGUUAAUUGCUUGUGUAGUCGGAUACUGCAUUAUCAUGUCCGAAACAGUUAGACGAACGUGCACAACACUGAACUGGUAUCGAUUUCCAAUGAACAAAGCACGUUACCUCGUGCUGGUGAUUAUUAUAUCAAAUUAUCGGAUAAAAAUUACCGCUGCCAAAGUUGUAGACGUGUCUUUAGCCACCUUCACGGACUCGCGUCGAAGCGUUCAACCAUGGAAAAUAUAUCAGAACGGACGAAGGCGGAGGAGGAUUUGAAGUACGCCACGAGAUACGUGAAGCUAUUUCUAAGGCCAAUCGGCGCGUGGCCUGCUUCACCUUCCUCCUCUUUCCUCUCGAGAAUUUUCCUCAGACUAAGAAACGUUUUAUCGUACUUUCUGCUGCUUCUGAUAAUGAUACCACCUCUCAUGCAAAUGUUCCUGAAAGAGAACAGCGUCAAGGUUAUACUGCGUAUUAUGGGACCGACGAUUAACUGCAUCAUGCAGUUCUGCAAAUAUACGAUCCUCUUGCGGCAAAUGGACAGGAUCGAGAAAAUUGUGAACGCGAUGAAAGAGGACUUGACAAGUGCAACGCAGGAGAACCGAUUGAUUUUUCGCUCGAAAGUGAAGAUCCUGAGGAGAAUAGUUGUAAUCGCUGCGAUCACUAUGUACGGCGGUGGUGUAUGCCACAGGACGGUUGUUCCUCUUCUCAGAGGGACUAUCGUCACUCCUGACAAUAUCACCAUAAGACCAUUACCCUCCCCGACUUACCUCAUAAUUUUCGACGAGCAACAGUCGCCGACUUAUGAGGUGCUGUUUGUGCUGCAAGUUUUCGCUGGAUUUGUUGCCUAUGCAAUUGUAUGCGGUAUCUCUGGCAUGUCCGCUCUCUUGGUUCUCCAUACGUGUAGCAUGCUGAGGAUCCUAGCGAACAAGAUGAACCGGCUCGUGAAGAAGGAUAUGCCUGAGUUGAUGGUUCAACAGAGGAUCGCGGAUAUCGUUGAAUAUCAGAUGAAAAUAAAGAGGUGAGUGAAAUUCCUUUCUGCGAGGAGAAACUUAUGAUUGCAGCGGAGUACGACACAUCGAUGAUUCGAUGACACGAAGCGGACGAAGUUUUAUCGACAAUGGCGCGUUGUACGGCCUGUAUUCGUAAAUUGAUUGCAGAUUUUUAAAGAACAUUGAAACGAUUACAGAGAACAUUUAUCUGAUCGAAAUGGUGGGCUGCUCGUGUCUCCUGUGUCUCAUCGGAUAUUAUAUCAUCAU
Messenger RNA from Heterotrigona itama, 5195 nucleotides. Lineage: Eukaryota; Metazoa; Arthropoda; Insecta; Hymenoptera; Apidae. The record is from the annotation of a GenBank genome assembly.